Messenger RNA from Diaporthe citri, 1278 nucleotides. RefSeq lists its product as uncharacterized. Lineage: Eukaryota; Fungi; Ascomycota; Sordariomycetes; Diaporthales; Diaporthaceae. The coding region runs from base 1 to 1278 and encodes 425 amino acids. The transcript has a single exon. The record is from RefSeq and is a predicted model, not a curated record.
AUGGAGCUCGAUUUCGAUCAGCCAUCAGAUUGUACGCUGGAAUCUGCAACCAUUCAGUUGACCUUGGACGAAGAUGACCAGGGUCUGGAUCCAUAUCGUGUCGACAGCUUGCCUGCUUCAGAGUGUCCAGUUCUGAUUACCGACUACUAUGGACCUGGACAGAUUGUCGGCACUUCGAAGAGGAUUUUGAUCAGGAAAUUGCUCAAGAUCGAGCCGUCCGUCAACGUUGUCGGCAAUGGAGGCUCCUUGGGUGGCAUUACGACCGAAAAGGCGUUCGAGCAUGAGAGUCGAUGGACCUUUCGGAGCCACAGGGUUCCGGAAGACAGAAGUAGUCGGAAGAAAUGGGGACAUAGAAUUCUGAGAUGGGAGAUGACAGAAAACGACAUCGAGAAGUCAACUCACAGCAACAAGGUCUACACCGCCUUCGCAUACGAGCACAGUGGACAGCCGUUCUUGAUGAAGAUUGAGAUCUCGGGCAAAUUGAGGAAGCGGAGUGAUCGACUGAAAGCCAAUCUGGGCAAGAAAUUUGGACCCAGAGCCCGGAAGCAAGAGGACAUAUCUACCACACUGGUCGGUGCGUACCUCGGCCAUAGAAGACCACUGGAUGAGCUUGCCAGGGGCUUGGCCAGCGACAUGGAAAUGAAGAAUUACAUGUCGUCGCCGCUUGUGGUCCAUGAUGCGCAACCGGCUUCCUUCCAGCAAGUUACUUAUGACGCAACAUCUUCAACGAAUUCGGUCUUGGAACCCGCUGUCACGGGCACUGCAGAUCAGGCAAGCAUAGAAGAAAUGACACCUCAGCCUGGUUUGAGAUUGAACGGCCAGGUUCUCGACAUGUUGGAGGAUACGCCAAUAAGACCAUCGCAGGAUCGCACUCAGCCGACACUGGAGAACCUCGCUCGGGUUGGAGAGUAUUUCAGAACGCCAAUCAGACACGAGGUGAUCCGCGGGGACAUAUCUGAGGCAUCAGGUCACUCGUCAGCCACCACACUAGUGGCCACCCAGUCUGAGAUAUCACAGCCACAACGACAGCCGGAGGCAGCAACCGUGCCCGAGGGCCGGAAUAUGACGGCUGCGAUACCGAAGAAGGUUGACGAAGACGCUCUUGAAAGAGUUAUGGAGGUCGCAUUCUUGCGUCUACUGAUACAGUUUGUAAUUGGCUUUAUGGACCUUUUUGGAACCAGGAAGUCUCAGGCAACACAACAUGGGAGAAGUGAAAACAAGAAAAGAAAAGACCGUUCGAAACACAGGAAGAAGGAGCACGAGUCUACAAAAAGUUAA